AUGCUGCGGUCUCUUGUCACCCUGGCUUGGGCCAAUAUUGCCCUAGCUGCCACUGUCACCUACACCUGGGAAGCUACUUGGGUGAAUGCCGCUCCCCUAGGUGUCUCACGACCUGUCAUUGGCAUCAAUGGCCAAUGGCCAUGCCCCAAGAUCGAAGCCAACGUCGGUGAUACCGUCGUGGUUCACCUUACCAACAAGCUUGGUAACCAAACCACCGGUAUUCACUUCCACGGCAUCGACCAGAUCAGCACCAACUGGAUGGACGGCCCAAGCAUGGUCACCCAGUGCCCAUUGCCCCCCGACAUGACCAUGACCUACUCCUUUACUGCUGACAAGGGUGGCACUUAUUGGUGGCACUCCCACAACAUGGGCCAGUACCCUGACGGCAUGCGCGGCCCCUUGAUCAUCCAUGAUCCUAACGACCCCUACGCCGGCCAGUACGAUGGAGAGUACAUUUUGUCUGUUUCAGACUGGUACAACGAACAGGCCAUUCCUUUGGCGCAGAACAUGUUCCUUCCGACCAAUACUCGCUUUGCGCCACCUAUCCCCAACGGCAUGGUUGUAAAUGACGGCCUGGGAGCCAACUUCAAGUUUGAGAAGGGCAAGACCUACCGUAUCCGCAUGGUCAGCUUCGCUGCCUUUGCUUCGUUCAUGGUUCACUUCGACUCUCACGACAUGAACGUCAUCAUGUCUGACGCCGCCUACGUGAAGCAGAAGACCACCUACAUGUUGCGUAUUGCUCCCGCUCAGCGUUACGACAUUCUCGUCAAGUGCAUUGAUCGCGACAACCGCAACUAUGGUUUCCUUAUUGCUGGCGAUAUCAACCGCGACUACACUAACAAGGAGUUCGCUCAAAGCUGGCCCUUUAACUACACUGGCCAACUUGUCAUGUUUCCCGACAGGCCUUUCGGCACCGAUGUCGUAAAUGAGUGGCGCCCCUCUGACGACGCCGUCUUUGAGCCCUACGGAGAUGUUCCCAUCCUCCCCGCCGCCACCAAGAUCUUCCAGUUUGACUGGCAGUUCUGCCUCGACACCAACGGUAUCCCCCGCGCCUGCGUCAACGGGUCCCCCUAUGUCGAUCAGAAGGUGCCUACUCUGUACACCGCGGCCACCACGGGCGAGAACAACACGAACCCCCUCGUUUAUGGCGCCAUUCACCCCUUUGUCGUCAACUACGGUGACAUUGUCGACAUCGUCAUCAACAACAGGGACGAAGCUAUCCAUCCCUUCCACCUCCACGGUCACCACUUCCAGGUCCUCAGACGCCCCGCUACCGGCACGGGUAACUGGCCCGGCGUUCAGCGCGCCCGCCUCAACCAGAAGCCUCCGCGCCGCGAUACCGUCUCCGUCAUGGGCAAGUCGCACGCCGUCAUCCGUUUCGAGGCUACCAACCCGGGUGUUUACCUCUUUCACUGCCAUAUUGAGUGGCACGUUGAGAUGGGUCUCACUGCUACCAUCAUCGAGGCCCCAGAGAGGCUCCGCAACCUCACCGUCCCCGAGGACCACAAGGCUGCCUGCCGCGCUCAAGGCAUCCCGACUGCUGGCAAUGCCGCUGGUAACAUUGACAACCCCCUUGAUCAGACUGGCAUGAACCUUGACCCGUCCCUGACAUACCACGGUCUUGAGAAGCUAACCGAUUCGUUUAGUGCCACUUAUAACCCUCCUACCGCAGCUCCCGCUAAGCUACGCUCGCGUGUCGUCCGCAAUUAUUAG
Molecule: messenger RNA, 1713 nt
Organism: Colletotrichum spaethianum
Lineage: Eukaryota; Fungi; Ascomycota; Sordariomycetes; Glomerellales; Glomerellaceae
Product: iron transport multicopper oxidase fetC
Exons: 4
Coding region: 1-1713 (570 amino acids)
Biological process (GO): cellular response to iron ion starvation; reductive iron assimilation
Cellular component (GO): high-affinity iron permease complex
Molecular function (GO): copper ion binding; ferroxidase activity
Source: RefSeq, a predicted model, not a curated record